AUGAUGUUGGAAGGGGGGUGCCAGUCAAGGUUAGNUGCAAUACCUUAUUGGGACGGAUACAAGUGGCUAAAUGGCACAUCACAAUUCGUUUACUCAUAUUCAAAUUCGAUCUAUUUUGUUAUCAGUCAAGCGACGACGACACUCUAUGUACUAUUUCGCAAUCAAACUAUUCUCAUGGCACAACAUUCUGUUCGAAUAUAUGAUGGUGAUAUGGAUUUGUUAUGGAACAGUGCCAGUUACAGUGAUAUUUCCAGUGACAACACUCAAAUAAUCCCUGUUGUUACCGGCCCACUCAAUUGGCAAAUAUGGUCGGAAUCAUUGAUUAAACCAAGUCCACCACUAAUUAUCUCUCCGAAUCCACUAGAACAAUUAAAUAUAACAAAUGACGAAACUGUUUAUAUGUGGUAUCGUCGUAAUGUAACAUUGAAACAACCAUCGUCAAAUUCAAUCGCACGUGUUCAAACAAAUGUAGCAAAUGCGUUACUUUUCUUUAUGGAUGGAGAAUACUUAGGCGAAUUUGACGAUCAUACGCACUCACAGGGCACUGCUGAAGGUUACGUUGUAUUAGAUCUUUCACGUUUCCAUUCUAAUCAGCAGCAUUUAUUCGAAAUUCUUUCCAUUUCAUUCGGACUUUUUAGUGGCGUAUAUCCGAAUACAUUUCAAUAUAAAGGUAUUCAUGGAAACAUAUGGCUUGACGAUGAAUUGUUAGUCGAUAAUAAAACAGAAACUAAUUUUUGGAGUCAUCAAAAAGGUUUACUAGGUGAAUAUCUUGAUAUCUAUACCGAAAAUGGUUCAUCGAAAGUUAAUUGGGAUAGUCAAUGGACAAAAGGUAUCAAUAAACCAAUAACAUGGUUUCAAGCACGAUUCGAUUUGAAUAAUCUUUCGCGACAAGAUAUGAAUGCCAACCCUAUUCUGCUUGAUGCUCAAGGUCUUAAUCGUGGUCACGUAUACAUCAAUGGAAAUGAUAUUGGACUCUAUUGGUUAAUUCAAGGUAUUUGCGAAAAUAAUCAACCGUGUUGCUGUCAACACGCUCAAACCAAUUGUUUAAAACCUACUCAACGGUUUUAUCACAUUCCACCUGAUUGGCUCAAACGAGAAAAUAAUUUAAUUACAAUUUUCGAAGAUUCAGGUGCACCCUCACCGGGGUCAGUUGGCUUAGUUCAACGUAUUGUUACAAACUCAUAA
Adineta ricciae is the source of this 1185-nucleotide messenger RNA. Lineage: Eukaryota; Metazoa; Rotifera; Eurotatoria; Adinetida; Adinetidae. The record is from the annotation of a GenBank genome assembly.